Molecule: messenger RNA, 924 nt
Organism: Amphimedon queenslandica
Lineage: Eukaryota; Metazoa; Porifera; Demospongiae; Haplosclerida; Niphatidae
Product: leukocyte surface antigen CD53-like
Exons: 8
Coding region: 85-858 (257 amino acids)
Cellular component (GO): membrane
Source: RefSeq, a predicted model, not a curated record
GUGUGACUAAAGAUUGUAAACCACACCUGGAUUUUUCAUUCCUGAUUCAGAAGUCUCGGUGGUUUGGGCUGACUAAAAUUUCUCAUGCAUGCUCAAAGAGAUAGAAGUAGACUUCGUUCUGAAUGGUUCAAAAUCUUUUUAAGAGUAUGUCUCAUCAUUGCUAACGUGAUAGUAGUGAUCCUUGGUAUAACAAUAUGUACUGUCGGUGGACUAAUAAUACAUGAUAAUAAGCAUUAUGUUGAGAUCAUUGGUCAUUACUAUAACGGGGUACCUGCAAUGUUUAUUGUGUUGGGAGUCUUAGUCUGUUUGAUUGGAUUCCUUGGAACUAUUGGUGGGAUCUUUGUACAGCUAUUAUGUGGCCGGAUUGUAUUGAGAAUAUAUGCUUGCUUGCUUGCUUUGUUGGUUACUAUUGAGAUUAUUUGUGGGAUUGCAGCUGCCAUUGAAAGUGACAGAGUAGAACUUAAUAGCAAGAUUAAGAAAUCUUUUCUGGAAUACAACAAUAAAACCGAAGUUAAGGAUACAUGGGAUUAUAUUCAGCAAACUCUUGAGUGUUGUGGAUUAAAUGGAUAUAAAAGCUAUGAAGAUUAUCUUACAAUAGAUCCUCCCUCGUCAUGCUGUAUGGAUGUUGAUAAUUGUAGCAGCGAUAAGGACUUUUUUCAGGACGACUGUGAAACAAUGAUCAAUGCCUGGGUCAGUGGUAUAUUAAGCGUUUCUUCAAUAGUCAUUAUCACUUUCGCUAUAUUACAGAUUUUUGCUGUUGUAGUUGCCCUGUUCAUUUCUUUUGUUGAUAACAGAGGAAGAAGAAAUAAUUAUGACGUUGUUAGAGACGAUGAAACUUCUUAUUUGUUUUCUCAAUGAAGCGUUUGUUUGCUCAAAAUGCUCAUGAUAAUCAUAUGAGAGGAUUUAUUUUUAUUUUAGUUUAAA